GCCCUUUCAUAAUUUAUUCCCGAAGUUUCUUUCCUCCGGCGUCUCAUCUCCGCUUUCUUUUUUUUAUUCGUCCGAAGCCCUAACCGGGUCGACGGAUAAAUCCUGGGAAUAAACGUGGUGGCAUUAAGGGGGACGAUCUCGGGUGGGGAGAUUGGGCGAUCUUGGCGGCCUAAGAUUUUGUGUUAAGCAUUAGUAUUAUGCCUUUUUCAUGCAUGCUGAGACGCUGCUGAUCAGGUUUCGUCGAAGUCUUGCUCGUGUUUGCUGAAUUUCUCAAGAAUUAGAAGGGAAGAUGUCUGGUGGAGAAGUGCGAAAGGUCUCUCGUCAAGAUAUACAACUUGUUCAAAAUCUUAUCGAGCGUUGUCUUCAGCUGUAUAUGAAUCAAAAAGAAGUGGUUGAGACACUCUCUCUUCAGGCAAAAAUAGAACCUAGUUUCACUGAACUUGUUUGGCAAAAACUUGAGGAAGAGAAUCGAGAAUUUUUCAAGGCAUAUCAUCUUAGACUGAUGCUUAAGAACCAAAUUAUGAUAUUCAACAAGCUUCUGGAGAAACAGGUUGAGCUCAUGCACAAAGUAUGUCCAUCUGGAGUUGCUCCUAUACCUCUGUCCAAUGGCUCCAAUAAUUCGACAUUGCAUCAAACGCCAUCAUGCUAUUUGUCAGAACGGGCAUCUACAUCUUCAAGGCCAGAUGGCAUGCUUUGCAAUGGAGGCGCUGUGGGUGCCAUAUUAAAUAGUAGGCCUGCAGUAACGGGCAUUCAGCUUGGUAAUGAUGCAUCCGUUCUUACUGGAAGCAUGGACACUUCAACAAGCCUGCUGUCGACACAGAACUCAGCCAUGGGAAGGCUUCAAGGAAUUAAUGGGACGGCUAUAAAGUCGGAACCUAGCUAUUCAAGCAAUUCUGAGUUUUCAUUCUGUACUGAUAGUAGUUUUCUAGAAACGCAACCACCAAUUGCAGAUCCACCUGCUGGAUCCUUCAGCAGCUCAGAGUUGACUGGACAACCAUUGAAUGAUCCACUUCCAGAUGAGUCAUUCGGAUUUUUAAGCCAGAUUCCUCGAAAUUUCAGUUUUUCAGAUUUAGCAGAUCACUUCACUCAAAGUACUGAUAUAUUGGAGAAUUAUGGUAGGUCGCCUUUCCUUCCAGCUGAAGCAAAUAACUUCUCAAGUUCUCCUGGAGAAUGUAAAGAGGGAGAAAAUAGGAGACUAGAUUCUAUUUCUGAAGGCGUCAGUUAUGAGGAUUUUGAGAGAAACUGAUUAAAAAUCUAAUUGGAGCAACUGUUAAGGUUGACCGGGCAAGGGAGUAGCAUUUGUACAUGACUUAUGGGUGGAUAGGUUUCUUAAAUUCUUGACAUUUAGGCAUUGCCUGCCUUUCAAAGGUUGCUUGCUGCUUGCGUGCUGGACUGUUGCUGAUGCUUGUAUUCGUUUGAUCCGCCCAUAAUAAUUACUUGUUUUUUAGUCAGAAGUCAACAUCUUUGUCUUUUCAGACUGGUCUCAGUGUUGGAGACGUGGAUUUAGGGCUUUCAUGUUUUGUCCUUGGAAAAUACCAUGGAGGUGAUAGUGUUUAUAUCUACUUUAUGGGAAAUUUCCUUUUCUUUUGUUUUGGUUUUAUAUGCGUGCACCUCUUCUUCCUCA
Messenger RNA from Phoenix dactylifera (date palm), 1624 nucleotides. RefSeq names its product histidine-tRNA ligase. The record is from RefSeq and is a predicted model, not a curated record. NCBI's taxonomy places the organism in Eukaryota, Viridiplantae, Streptophyta, Magnoliopsida, Arecales, Arecaceae.